This is a messenger RNA of Xyrauchen texanus (razorback sucker), 1537 nucleotides long. It is a transcript of the gene acot13, whose product is annotated as acyl-CoA thioesterase 13. Bases 63 to 488 code for a protein of 141 amino acids. The record is from RefSeq and is a predicted model, not a curated record. Gene Ontology annotation, molecular function: fatty acyl-CoA hydrolase activity. The transcript has 3 exons. NCBI's taxonomy places the organism in Eukaryota, Metazoa, Chordata, Actinopteri, Cypriniformes, Catostomidae.
UUCAAAAAAGUCUCAGUGUACACUUGUCCUUCACUGUGUUUUAAUACUUGCACAAUUUAGUAAUGGUUUCCUUGUCUGUAAAUUCAUUAAAACAGAUCAUGCGAAUGAUGGUGGACAGCCCUGGAUUUGACCGAGUUUUACAGAAGGUUGAAAUAGUCUCUGCAACCCCUGGCAGAGUUGUGUGUGAGAUGAAAGUGGAGGAGGAACACACAAACAGAGGAGGCACUCUUCACGGAGGACUGACAGCCACGCUGGUGGAUGUGAUCUCCACUACUGCCAUCAUGUACACUGAGAGAGGAGCGCCUGGAGUCAGCGUCGACAUGAAUAUAACAUACAUGAAUGCUGCUAAAAUUGGAGAAGACAUCCUGAUAACUGCACAGGUAUUAAAACAAGGACGGACUUUGGCAUUUGCAACAGUAGAUCUAACUAAUAAGGCAAAUGGAAAGCUUAUAGCUCAGGGAAGACACACCAAGCAUCUUGGCAGCUAAUUAUGUACAUGUCAUGCAAAUAACAUUUUCUUGAUGAUAUAAUAAACUCAAUCAUAAAAAUGUUUUGCACUUUUUUUAGGAUAUGUUCAGCUGUUUAUUUCAAACAAUGGGUACAAAGACAAAAUAUACACCUUUCCCUUUGCUGACUGAAAAUUUCAAAGUGGGAAAUAAAUAAUGAUUUUAUACCAUAUGACCCAACGAAGAUGGCUUACAGAUACCAAGUCCCCAAGCACUGCUAUAAUUAGUACUCAGUCACAGAACAGGGUUAUCUAUAAAAGAAAAACAGAACUAAUUAUCCAUUUUGAGAUCGCCACAAAAUUUCUUAUUAGGUACAUGAGCUUGUCUCCCAUCACAUACUCCCCACCAAAGAUUUAAUCCGUUAUCAGAAGCUUUUAUGUAUAUAGUGAUUGAUUGGUGACAAUUACCAUCUCAACACCAAGAAGAAAAAAAAUGCAUCAGAAUUCCUCCACCAGACACGAGUUUGUCAACGUUCUUAGACAUGUUUACCCCCCACACCUCCAGAUAUUAUAAAAUAUAUCAAAAUAAGGUCUGUCAUAUUAUAGGCAAGGAAUAACACAAAUUAAAUUGUCCAGCAGUACCACAGAAUGAGAAGCAAUGCUUACACCAAAUUAGUUCUACUGAUCACCUUCUAAAUAGAAGCCUUUAGAGGAAGUCUACCCAAGCCCUGUCACUGGUUGUCAUUACUCAUGAAAUCCCUAGUACUAUAAUUUCCCCAAUAAUAGAGACAAUAUAGCUAUCCCUCAUGACACUGAUGUUAAAGCCAUUCCAACACAAGAGGAACACAUUUAAGAGACAUCUGUCAUUGGUUUCCAUUUUUUUCCUUCAUAUUUUGUAGAUUUUUUUUUCCUUAACGUAGAGUUCCUUUUGUAUCUGGUAUUAUUGACGGUGCAGCUCCAAGAAAACAACCACUCAAAAUCAAUGUUCAUGGAAGUUAAAAAAAAAAAUUAAAAAAAAAUUAUCAAACAGAGGGUAAAUGAGGUGAACCAAACCAAGAUUGGUUGGAGGGGUUAAAAAAAAACUAAAUUAAU